CCUCUGCGCCGUGCUCGGCACACCUCGCCCGACGACGCCGCAAAGGCGGCCAAGCGCCUCGCCUCGAUCGACGCCGCCUUCAACCGCGCCGCCGGCUACGACCCUUCCCGGUACGCCCAAGAGGGCGACCAACCUCGGCGCAAGCGCUCGCGGCGCGCCGUCGUGCCGGAUGACGAGGAGGAGGACCGCGACGAGGACGACGUCGAGAUGGAGCUUGUCGCGGGACCAGGGGCAGAUGCUGGCACGGCGAGCAGUGCGGCCGAGCCAGGAGGACUCGGCGGUGGGUUCCUGCCCGAGCCGGCGGAUGGCGGUGCUGCGAGCGGAGGAGGGUUCGUCGUCGAGGACGGCGGUCAGCAGGCGGGCGGUUUCCUCCCCGAAUCUCGAGGCGGCGGCGGCGGCGGGUUCCUCCUCGACGACGAAGAGGGCGCGAUGAUCGGUGGAGGCUUCCUCCCUGAGCCAUCGGCGAGCGGUGCGGGCGACAGCGGCGGCUUCCUCCUCCCCGACCCAUCUUCGACCGACACGCCGAUGCGCCCCGCCGAAUCUGACUACGGCGGCGCCGGCGGAUUCCUCCCCCCUCCCGACAACCUCUCUCGCGACGCCGACCCUUUCGCCGGCAGCGGCGGCUUCCUUCCCGACGAUGCCGACCCGUCCACCAGCCUCUCGUCCCUCCUCCCGACCCCCGCCCCGCUCACCAACCGCCUCCCGACGCCUCCCCCACCGCCGUCGCGCAUCCCGCUCGCGCGCAUCCCGGCCGCCCUGCGCGACCUCGGCCUGCACCGCGUCGGCCUCGCCGGCGCCGAGCUCAUCGCGCUCUUCGACGACGUCGCGUCCGAAGACGAGGAUGACCCGAUGCGCGGCCGCAGCGUGCGCCGCGAGCGCUUCGUCGAGGCGUGCGAGGUGCUGCUCGGCGACGACGAGCCGCCCUCGGCCGAGGAGAAGGACGACGAGCGGGAGGAGCAGGGAGAGGAGGACGACCUCGGGCUCGGCGAGGGCAGGCGCAGGCGGCGCCAGCCGACGAGGCAGCAGCCGUCGCGCAGGUCCACGCGCGGUCGGCGCGCCGCGCAGGAGGAGGACGUCGAGGACGAGGCCGACGAGGCGCAGGACGGCGUCGUCGAGAAGGACUUUGGCGUCGAGGUCGAGAUCGACGACGACGAGUCGUCCUCGUCCUUUGCGUCCGAGUCGGACGUCGCCAUCGACGACGACGACGACGACAUCGCUGUGACGACCAAGGGCAAGAAGGCGGCGGGCAAGAAGGGCGCCAAGGGUCGUCGCACCGCCGUCAAGGGCGACCCGUCCCGCCCGCUCUCGAAGCAGGACCUCGCCGACGCGUCCGACUCGUUCGACCUCUUCUUCGACGAGUCGCCGCAGCUCGCGUUCGGGCAGCAGGAGCGCGCCAUCACGCUCAUGGAGCUACAGCGCGCUUGCAGGGUCCUCAAGGAGAAGAUGACCGACGGCGACCUCAACGAGAUGCUCGAGUACGCGGCAAAGAACAAGGGCGUUGUCGACCUCGAGGCGUUCGCCCGCAUCCUCGUCGAGACGGGCCUGUAGCGAGUUCUCUCUGCCGCUUGCCCACGAGCCGCUUUCCAGU
Rhodotorula graminis WP1 is the source of this 1588-nucleotide messenger RNA. RefSeq lists its product as uncharacterized. The transcript is spliced from 2 exons. The annotation marks the transcript as partial. The record is from RefSeq and is a predicted model, not a curated record. Lineage: Eukaryota; Fungi; Basidiomycota; Microbotryomycetes; Sporidiobolales; Sporidiobolaceae.